Diorhabda carinulata is the source of this 8710-nucleotide messenger RNA. Its product is annotated as BAG family molecular chaperone regulator 2. Gene Ontology annotation, molecular function: protein-folding chaperone binding; adenyl-nucleotide exchange factor activity. The transcript has 4 exons. The coding region runs from base 228 to 845 and encodes 205 amino acids. The record is from RefSeq and is a predicted model, not a curated record. Gene Ontology annotation, biological process: protein stabilization. NCBI's taxonomy places the organism in Eukaryota, Metazoa, Arthropoda, Insecta, Coleoptera, Chrysomelidae.
AUCUGUGGAAAUGUUCCGAUCAAUCUAGAAUUUCGAGAACUCUCAUUUCUGACAUAUAAAACGUAUUUGAGAGGCUGUCAUGUCAACCGGUAGGAAUAAUUUCAACCAUUGAUAACCUUUGUAUUCCAUCUUCAGGUACUGACAUAUUUGAAAAGAAAAAUUUCCAGUAGAAAAAUAUUUUCUUUAUCAAAUUAGAACUGGCUUCUCCAGAGAGUAAUUACAGCAGAAUGGAUGUCGACCCUUUGCCAGGAAUGUCAGGAGGUUUGACUACCUCCUUAGUGUUACAAACUUUACCAAAAAUAGAUGAAGAUAAUGUUUUAUCUUCAAAAACCCCAAAAGAGAAACUUCUCGAAACACUAGAUCUACUAGAGACUCAUGUGGAAAAACUAAGAAAAAAUGCAAGUCAACUUGAAGAAGACAAGGAUGCUUUAUUAUCAACUUUAGAUUCCGUUAUGAAUGCAGAUAUGAUGUAUAAUCUUGAAGAAAAUGACAAAGAUGACAUAAUCAGAUACGCUGAACGUGUAAUGAAUAGAUGCCUUACUGUAGAAGUGAAAGUGCUCACACAAAGGGAUAAGAUGCAAGAAGAAGCAUUAUUCCAAGUAAAUCACUUGAUUGAUGGUCUUGUAAUCGCCCUCAAAACUGAUGCUGAGUCAGCUAGAACUAAAUGUGAAAGUUAUAUGAAUGCUUGUUCAUCAAAUAUGGUACAGGGUAUAACGGACAAAAUUUUUGAAUCAGCCUUAUUGGGAUGUACUGUCGAUGAUCAGAAAAAAGUUAAAAGACGACUGUACGGCCUUCUCACAUACUUUGAAAAAAUGAAAGUUGUUUCUUAUAAUGAAGUGAAUUGAUUGAAAUGAAGAUCGUAUAUUUUCAAUUUAAAAGACUGCUUAUACAUGUUAGUUCACAAUACAUGAAUGUAGGAUUUCUCGAAGUAUUGAUUGUAAUAAUUUUUGAUGUAAAUUUUUUUGUUAAUUUAGUUUUAUUGAGAAAAUCUAAGGAGUUUAUUUUUCGAAAAUCAGAUUAAUUUGUCGUCGUUUUUUUUUCAAGUAUAAUUUCGAGAUAUCUACUGUUAAAAAUAUAACAUGUAGUGUAAAAGUUUUGGCAAAGAAAUAUUGCAUUCCAAUUAAAUAUUCAAAUUAAAACUAAUUACAGAGAGGUCAGAGUGUGAAAAACUCAAUUGUUACUAUUUCGAUUUAUAGUAUCGAUGGUUAAAUUGCGAAGCUCGAAGUCGAUUUGUUGAAAUUUUAUGGGGGGAAGAGAAAUUGAUUACAUUAUCAAUUUAGUUACUUGAAAAACAAUGAAAGCUGCAAUAUGGCCGUAAGGAUUUAAGUUUUUGGAGGAAACCUCAUCACUUUGUUAUUAACCCUUAAAUUCCCAUUCUAUCUAAAUCAACAUAACGUCACUUGAGAUCAGAACUAGCCAAUGUCACAUUUCUAAAAUUUUACAGGAGAGAUUUUUUUGUGUAUAAACGAAAAACCUUUUGAAGUAUAUCACUCUAAUUUUUAUCCAAUCGUCAUUGGGGGGGCUAAAAUAAAAUAGUAUAUAACACACUUUACCUAUUAUAUAGUUUUUAAAAACUAAUGGACAUAGGCUACCUAACGCAAGUUGGAUACAUAUUCUAUGUCCAUCACUGGAUAUAAGAUACUGGGGAUUUGGUCUGGAUUUGGAAAUACAUUGGACUAUGCAAAAUUUUUAAACUUUGCAUAGUCCAGUUACGUUUGAGCACACUAUAUCAUUCAAAUAUGUGGAAACGCCUAAGACUAUAAAAGAAAAACAAAACGUAAUUGCAAAGAACAUUUUAAUCACUAAUUAAUAACACCAUUGUAUAAUACAAACAAUUUUUUAAAAAAUAGGUAUACACAAGGUGCUGAAUUAGUUUUUUAAUAGUAGUAAUAAAUACAAAGAAAAAUUCCGAAAGAACUCAUGAUAUGACUUACCAAUAACACCCUUUUCACAAAGGAAUAUCAAAUGAUCGUAUUUUUUUUUUGGUAAGUGGGAUAGGUUUGUUAUACAAUGUCUUUAAUUUGUAUUCAUGGGUAACGCUUUUUAUUUUUUUCCUACCCUUCUCUAGCAGAUUUAAAAUUAUAAAUGACUCUUGUUUAUAACUGUAUUUCAAUAAGAUACAAUCAGGAUGAUCCGGAGAAGUCUUCAUUAUUUUUAUUUUGUUCCAGUUGAUUUUUUCAUUCGCUGUGUCUUUUUCACUAUUUAUGAUGGUUUUCAACGGUAGGUCCUUUAAAUCAAAAAUUGAAUCCUGAGAUACUUCGUGAACGGUAUAAUGUUUUUUCUUUUAGCAGUUCUUACCAGUGUGUACCACUGGUCAGGUGUUGCUAUCGGAAUAUUUCUAGCUGCCUUUUCUAUUACGCUAUGGACGCAAUCUCCUUCUGAUUGCGUAUGACAUCGUUCAAAGUAUGUAUGAUUUAUAACAAUGUUAUACUUUUGUGAGACAUAGUUGUACAGGGAAAAUAAAGUUUUGUUUCUAUUCUGCCCUGCACAAUUAUCAGAGUAGAAACAAAAUUCUUUAAUGCCUUUAGCAAUAUGCUCUUUUAUAAACAUAAGAAUUCAGCUUCCUAUUUCAGAGGAGCCCCUUUUCGCGACACAUUCGUACCACAUAAAGCAGUUACAGUCCUUGGAAGCUAAGUCGAACACAGUGAAAUUGAAUGUAGAUAGCUUAAGCUUGUAAUAAGCUAGCCCUACCUCUGAUUUUGGAACGGGUAAUAUCUGUUGCAAAUCAAAGACAGCCGCACACAUUUGAAUAUUAACUAGGGCCUUCUCUUUGUCAGAAUUUUUUAGAUCCCUGGCAAUAUUUUUGUUUUGAAUGUGAAUUUGGUGCUCAUGUUCUAAAUCUAUCUUUUCAUCUGGUGUAGAGUUUUCGUAUUUGUGACAAAUAUCGCAUAAAUAUUUUUUUGGUUGAUGAAAUGACAGGUUAAAAUCGUUCUUAAAAAUGUCCCUGUACAUGUUUUCAGUAGCAGGUCGAGAAAUGUUGUUUUCCUCACAAUAAUCAAUGUAAAGGGUAUACAUUUUUGCUAUAUUUAAUGUUCCUGGCAAAUGUAAACGAGGAGAGUUCUUACGGCAGUAAUGGCUUUCAAUAGUCUCGAAUGAAUUGAUAUGGUCUUUGACGCUUUGUCUUACAGUUUCAUCUAAUAGAUUGUUUUUUGAUGCUCUUCCUCUCCUAUCUUCUUUUACCACCCCAGCGCUUCCUAGCUUAUUAAAAACUGUUUUCACCACUUGAGCACUUAUAUUUAAUGUGUUGAUAAAAAAUGUCUUGCAAACUUGGAUCUUGGUUUGCUCAAUAGGCAAACAAUAUGUGUAAGUAAAUGAUCGCCUACUUAUAGUUUCAGCAGAUUCUUCAUUAAUUGGUCUUCUGCAUUGUCUCAUUUUGUUUUUGUACUUAACAUACUUUGCUAUAAAAUCCCUUUGUCUGUUGACGUUUGCUAAAGCCCAGAAUUCUUCAAAUACGAGAAUCCUCUGUUUUUCUGAAAUUUUUGUUGUACAUUUCAUUCGACAAUUUUCACACGGUGUUUUUAUGCUUCGCCGGGAUUGUGUAUUUCUUUUCCAAUUUGUAUAGGACAUUCCAGAAUUUCGGCUUUUUUUUAUUACGUUUCUUUUCCAGUUUUCUGUAUUGCGCUUUCUGUUUCUUGAUGUUUUUGUUUGCUCAUCUUGAUUUUUUAGAUCAAUAUAAUUAUUUUCUUCGUUUUCUGAAGAGGUUUGCUGAUAAUCAGGAUCAUGUGAAUCGUUGUCAGUCUCGUAGGGAUCACAUUCUGAAGAUGAUAACUGUAAAUCUAUCUCAACUUGCGUUUUUUGUUGGAGUCCACUCGUGGAUGGCAAUACUUCGUCACAUUCGUCUUUUUGUUUUCCAGAACCCUCUAUUAGAUUUUCGUUAACAUCAGAAGUAAGAAAAUGGAUAUCAUUAUUUACCACCUGUUGCAAGGAACACUGCAUUUCAUCCUCGCCCAUCUCAGAUUUUGGAUGAUCGGGUGCAGCUGAGUCAGGAAGAGCCUAUGUCCGUUUAAACUGUUGCACUCUAAUAUCUCAUGUUUAUUAGAACUAUUUUAUGUCCACCGUUCGAAGACACAUAGACUAUCUGUGGCACUUAGGCUUCUUCUGCACCAAAUAUUAUAUCGUUGUGUGACAUAGACUUCUAACCAAUAUUAGAUUUGUGCGCCGAUCGAGCGCUCUGCAGUUAGACUACUUCUGCACUGAACGCUGGAGUAUGAGUUCAGUAUGGUGGCGCCAGAAGCUAAUUUCGAGAAAUUUUGGUCACAGACUAGUUCUGAUCUCAAGUGACGAUAAACACCCAUGCGGGGUCCUUCAGAGACCCCAGCUAAAAAUAUUAUUUUAAAUUAGUUUAAUUCAAUUUUUAGAUCAAAUAGCUUUAGGGAGAAACAAAUUAUACAUUAGACAUUCAAUGAAACUUCUUUGAAUAUUCUGGAGAAGAAAAUAAAAAAUAUAUUUAAAAUAUAACAAACAAAUAUUAGGAAAAAGAAAUAAAAAGUUACCAAAAAUCAAAAAUAAUUCAUUAUGCUCAUUAAAAAUUAAAAAAGAAUUUAAGCCGAUGCGCAUUUAGUACAUACAAUAUUUGGUUUGCUUAUUCUAUGAUUUUGACAUAUAAAUUGUUUGCAAUUAUCGCAUCUAGUGUUCACUUUAUUGUCACAUCUUCUGGGACACUGGAAACAUCUUGCCCUUUUUCUGUUUUGGUUCGCUGGUUUUCCAGCAGCUUUUGUGGCACUGUAUUCUGCUAUCCCACAGUCUCGUAGUGCUGCCUUUGUGUGCUACUUAUGGUUCCUAUAUUGUGCUCUUUUUUCCAUAUUAGAUCCAGCCAAGUCAUCACUUAAUUGCAGUAAGAAAAGACGUCGCCGGGCAUAGUUCUUUUUCUUCCAAAUGGGAUUUUACUCCAUAUAAAUGACAUAAACAUUCAAUGUACACAUGUCUAUAAUAGAAAAAUAACCAAUACGGCCAUCGAGCUGUCCUCCUACUACAUGAAUAUUCCCUUACAAGUUUAUCAGCAUUAUCAAUCCCUCCUUUGGUUUGGUUAUAAUCCAAUAUCAUGAUUGGCCUAGACGUGUAAUUUAUGGUUGCGAGAGUAUCGGGUUUCUUUUUACGAAUAGUUCCAAAUGAGAUUAGAUUUUUGGAUACUAAAUAGUUAGCUAAAGGGACGCUUGUGAAGAAAUUGUCAGUAGUUCUUCCUCUCCCAGUAUCUUGAUAUGGUUGUACUAAGUCAGAUACCACUCUAUAGCCUUGGUUUUUCUCUGAUAAAUUUCCAGGAAGUUUUCCAGUGAAGACCUGAAGAUUGCAAAGAUAAGUUUGUACGUCAGCAGCUGCCCAUAUUUUGAUGCCGUAUCGACCUGGCUUUGAUUUAAUGUAUUGCUUAAAAGGGUACUUUCCACGAAUACUAACCAACUGCUCGUCAAUAGUAAUAUGGUCAUAUGGCUCAAAACUUUUUCUACAAUUGGUAACAAAAAGAUUCCAUACUUCUCUUAUCGCAGCUAAUUUGUCAUUCUCCUUUCUUUCUGCUCUAGUAGAUUUGUUAGAUUUGUUAGUAGAAAAAAGUUGAGAUUUCCUCAAAUCUAUUUCUUGAUAACGAAGCAGUGAAAAAUGCUCUACGAAUGGAUGUAUUCGUGGUCCACAUUUCCUUAGUGGAUUCUUUCCUACAUCGUCUGCUUUUAUUAGAAUCCCCAAAAAACAUUCUAGCUCGUCCCGUUACGUCAGAAUAAAGAUUUAUAGUAGGAUUUUUGGAAUUGGUAAUCAGGUAAUCAGAAAAAUACACAUAGACCAAACAUAAUACAUUAACAUUGCUAUAAAGGAAUAAAAAUGUUUAGCCAUGUGAAAGAUUUUCAUAAAAUGUCCUGAAACCUUCAGGUACAAUUUUGUUCAAUUCUUUUAAAUGAUUCUACUUUCCGGUUUUAUUUUUAGUCGCCCGGAAUAUAGAUUAGAAAUAAUCGAGUUUUCUUUUCGUUUUUUUACUCGCCUGGGUAGCUCCUCCCAGUUGUCCCCAUAAUUUAUUUUAUAGUUAAUAGUACCAUCUAAAUUGUAGGCUAGACGUCGAAUAUCUGUAACUAUAGGAUCUUUGGUUGUAUUACCAGGACGAAUUGAAGAAUAAAUAGUUUGUAAAACUGAAUAUUUUUGUAAAAAAUAUAAUGAACCCUGUAUGUUUUGCCGUUUUGCAAAUCUGAACGUAGCAACCAGGCACAUAAACCUCUACAUUUUUCAGUUUCCUCUCAAUACAAGCAUGAAUUGAGUCACACUCCAUUUGAGUGUGACCCUUUUCAAAGAAAUAUUGAUAGAUUUCAAUUUUCUUACUCUCAACAAAGUUGGUAUGUAUAUACGUUGGUACCCACAUAUAUAUACCCACGUACCCACGUCCGACACUGAAAAUUAUUAGUUUUAGUAUCUUGAAUUAGAUUUUUAUUAAUAUAAUCCAGAAUGAUUGAGGUAAACUCAUUGGCAGUCACUCCACCAGCACCUUCAUGCCAGAUGUAACAGUCUGCUAUACCAUUAACCAUGUAAUAAAACGUAAAAUUCAUUUUAUAAUACGACGCAGAAACUCGCAAUCUUGGUGCCGUCGGACAGCUUUGUACAUCCAUGGUAAAUAUUAAUGUAGAUGAAUUGGUCUUAGCGAGUUCGUUUUGAGUUUCUUUCUCAGCCCGAGCCAAAUUUUUUUUUGUGAUAUGUGUUUGAUAUUCAUCUUCUUUGAUGGUUCCCGUAGAGUAUCGCAUUGAUCUUUCUUGAAAUGAAUAUUUUAAAAUCAAAUAUAAUAAUAUAAUCGCUAAGAUGGUUAAUGUUAUAUUACCUCCGUUUAAAAACAGACAGAUUUUGUUCAUGAAACUCUUGUCUAAAUGUGGUAUGGUUUAAAGUUUGAAAUCUUUGUCGCUCACAUUCACUAGAAUAAAAUAUGUACAGAUCAUUAAUAUUUUGCCAGUGGGAAUCUAAAUAUAAUUUAGCUGUAUCUUUACGACAAUAAUGACUUUCCAUCUUGGGCAGUUCACUCAAAAAUCUGGUCAGAAAUUCUUUGUCUCUAGAAACUGGUCUAAUAUUUCGAUUUUUCUUCUGCGUUGUUGUGUCAAUUGUUGGCAGAUUAUAGCAAUAGUUUUAAGAAACAUUUUGUUGCGAACUAGUCUUCGCAUAUUUUCUUUUUUAUGAUGAAAUACUUGAGAGACAUUUCUUAGCUUACUUUCAAUAUCUGAAAAUACAGGAAAUUUGUUUAAUAAUUCACAGGAAUAGGUUAAACAAAUAGUACCAGUGCGAUGAAAUUUAACAGGAGCAGCAUCGACCAAUACCGAUAUAUAAAUAUUUUUUUCACUCCAAUCUAAGUUUUGCCCAAAAAAUUUCAAAUAUUGGCUUCCUUUCUUUCUCAGAAAAUAAUCGGCAAUAAAACUUGGAUUUUUUGGAAAUAUUGCAAUCACAAGGGGGACCCAUUUUCCUUGAUUCUUUCUCAUUUUUUUUUAUAGUUUUUUGUUUCCUUAUUUAAUUUAAUUGAAGUAUAAUUUUCUCCUUUCAUUCAUUUCAAUUUAUUCUUAUUAAGUUGAAGCUAUUCACGUUUUUUCUUCUAGAUCUUUUACGUUUUGGAGCAACAGUUUGAUUUGUCUUAUUUUGAUCAUUUUCUGAAAUAACAUACUCAGAACCACAGUCACUAGGUUCGUUAUUAGAAUUUUGAAUCUCCAAGUCAGACACUCGUAUUAAUGUCGUAUAGUCCCGUAUUAUUCAAGUCGAGGAUUAAUAAGGAUUCCUCCAAAGGUGAUGUUGGCUGGCACCGUGGAAGUAGGCGUCACGCUUUUACUAAUAUCAGUUAUAUCAUUAUCUUAAUUUCUUUCAGAACAAGGAGUAUUACUGGUUGAUGCUUGUUUCUCAGUGAUAUUGUUCAAAAUAUUCAAAUCAUCACCGAUGAUAAAGCUACUACUGGCUCUUAAAUCUGUCACCAGAAUAUCAUUAUGACCCUGACCUUUGCCGAAAUCAUCUUGGGUUUUACUCUUUUCUAUUCUACAAGACAUUAACAUUAACCCCCAACAUAAUAUUUAGAAAUCACGGUAUUAUUAAGUUAAUAAACGAUUUACCCAGUGAUAUUUUUGUUAAAUAUUAAACUCACAGUAUAUUUACCAUGGUUAUCUGACAUAACUAUUUGAUUUUAUGAAUGUUUAGGGCACAAAAACAAACCUUAAGUUGGCUUACCGCGAAAUGAUUUUUGGCGCGACUGAAGACUUAACCUCACUUUAAUUUUCAUUAAAAAUAUACUUAAAUGUCAAAACCUCCCAAGUCUACUAAAGAGGUUUCUUUUUUAUAUAUUUUUCAUAUCAAUCUUGCUAGCUUUUGAAAGAUGUCACUACAAGUAUUAAAAAUUAUCAUAAUUAUUAUUAUAUUAUAAUUAUUAUUAUUCAUGAACUUACGAGAUUUUGCAGUUUAAGUGAAUAAUUUAUUUAAAAAAAUUUUCACAUCAAAAACCCAUAAAUGAUAAAAAUUGACUUACGUGGUUUUGCAAUUUUACUAUAGGUAUGUUUUGUUAGAGACAACAUCUGCACAAUGAAUGCACUUUGUAACAUGCUCUUACGUUAAAUUAUCUGAUAAUUUCAUAUGGCGAACUUUUUCAACUUUCCCAUUGAUUGAGAAUUCCAUUGCACUUAAAUAUGCUUAGCAAUUCUCUAAGAUUUUCUGGAUACUGUUAAAUUAUUCCAUAUUUUAUUUUUUGAACAAUACCUUAAUAAAAAUGUUUCAUUUGAUCGCA